Molecule: messenger RNA, 921 nt
Organism: Chaetomium strumarium
Lineage: Eukaryota; Fungi; Ascomycota; Sordariomycetes; Sordariales; Chaetomiaceae
Exons: 2
Coding region: 1-921 (306 amino acids)
Molecular function (GO): oxidoreductase activity
Source: RefSeq, a predicted model, not a curated record
AUGGCCCAACGGUUUCCUUCAGUCGCAGUUAUCGGGGCGACCGGGAACAUAGGUGGCCCCAUUCUCAGAGCAAUCCAGGAGGCCCAGCCACCGUUCCAGUCCAUCACGGUCCUUACCCGGUCGGCGAACCCCGGAGGCGCCUUUGGCCCCAAUGUCCACGUCGAAGUCGUCGACUACUCGUCCCGCGACUCCAUCGUCGCUGCCUUAAAAGGGGUUGACGCCGUCGUUUCCGCCGUCGCGCAGCAGUCCGUCGAGAGUCAGAAGACCGUCAUCGACGCUGCCGUUGAAGCGGGCGUCAAGUUCUUCAUCCCCUCCGAAUUUGGUCUGGCAAACACGCACCCUCUCCUGCAGCGGGACUUCCCCGACUACCGGGACAAGACGGAAAUCCAGGAGCAUCUCGAAGAGUACCGGCAGCAGGGCAAAAUCGAUUAUGCCCUUAUGUUCGUAGGCUUGUGGCUCGAUUGGGGCAUCGAUGGCUUUGUGCUGGACCUGAAGGCCAAAAGGGUGGCGCUAUGGGAUGGUGGCGAGCGCCCCAUAUCCAUGACUACCUUGCCCAGCAUCGGCAAUGCAGUCGUCGGUGUCCUGGAGGGCAGAGUCAACGGGAAGAGAGAAGUUAGGGUGAAGGACAUCAACAUCAGCCAGAAGCGUCUUUACGAGCUGGCCACCGAAGUGGUUGGCAAGGACGGCUGGGAUGUGAAGGCGAUUGAUACCGCCGAGGCCAAAGCGCGCGCAAGCGAGAAGCUUAGCCAGGGCACGGCUGGUCUCCACGACAUGUAUGCCUUCGUGUGCCGCGCCUGCACGGCUCCCGAGUACGGCCAGCCGUGGAAGCCUGACGAGGACGACAGCGAGAGCGUUGGCCUCAGGGCCUGGACAGAGGAUGACGUGAGGGAUCUCAUUCGCAAGGUUGCGGGCUCAGAGUGA